GUGUUUGGAUGUGGAGUGCUGUGAUGUCCUUGGAGGUCAAGUGGCCAUAUCCAAAAUGUCCUUCUUUCGCAUGGAGGAUGUCCGGCUCAGUGAUCAUGGGCAUGGUUGGCCUGUACUCUUACAUCUGGACCAGGUACAUGAACGUUUUGACAGUCCACAACCAUGAGGUUUUGUUGAAUCUGAUUGACCAGCGCCCCCCCAAGACACCCCUUAUCACUCUGUCCAAUCACCAGUCCUGUAUGGAUGACCCACACAUUUGGGGUACACUAAAGUUCAGACAAUUGUGGAACUUUAACAAGAUGCGAUGGACUCCAACAGCAUCUGACAUCUGCUUCACAAGUGAGCUUCACUCCAAGUUCUUCAGCCGUGGCAAAUGUGUUCCUGUUAUCAGAGGUGAUGGUGUGUAUCAGAAAGGUAUGGAUUUCAUACUGGAGAAGUUAAGGAGUGAAUGGGUUCACAUUUUUCCAGAAGGCAAAAUCAACAUGACUGAAGAAUUCAUAAGGUUAAAAUGGGGUGUGGGCCGACUUAUAGCAGAGUGCCGCCUUAAUCCUGUUAUCCUGCCACUCUGGCAUGUUGGUCUGAGUGACGUUUUGCCCAAUGUUGAGCCCUACAUUCCACAGACUGGCAAGAAAAUCACAGUCCUUGUGGGGAAACCUUUCACUGUGAAAGACCUCGUUGAAUCCCUUCGAGCACAAAAAAAGAGCCAGAUGGAAAUGAGGAAGACUUUGACUGAUUUUAUCCAGGUGGAGUUUCGUAGACUGAAGGCUCAGGCUGAAAUUCUGCACGGGCAGACACGCACCCAAUCCUGAGUCCUACCCCUCAGUUUUACCUGCCACCCUCCUCACCUCCGAGAUGUACCUCAAAUCAAGAGGAGUACUUCAGUCUGAGGGAGUCUCACUCACAGGCAACUGCCUUAUUGUUUGUAUCCACUCCCCUUCUGUCCCCAGAUGGACCACUGUAAACACGGCCUCACGGGAGAUUUCGUUGUGAGGGGAAACCCUUUCAUCCUCGGCUGUUUUCAGACCGUCAGUUGCGGGUUGGAAGAGGACCAGUUGUCAGCAAAUCUGUAUGUUUGUGGGCUGGACAGCGUUCCAGUAAUGUCAUGGAUAUGUGUUCCAGGUGAUGAAAACACAGGACCUGGAAGCAUCAUGUUUCAGCACCUGUACGAAGCCACAGCUUCAUACAUCCAGAGAUGUUUAACACGUACUGAUUAAUAACCAGCUUCCUGUAGAUGAUGGGGUGGAGUUAUGGUCAAGAUUGUAGAAGAAGCUGGUGGCCAGUACGUGUCAGUUCAUUUUAGUGAAGCAUGGACUGAUUUGUGAUUCAGUCAUGACAAAACAAAAGGAAAUGAUAUUUAUGAUAAGUGCACUUCAUAUAUUUGACACUUGAAUUCACAUGAAUCAGGGCUAUGUCUGCCACUUCUCAGCUCUGGGGAAAAAUGAGAGCUGUUGAAUGUUUGUAGCCUCCAGACUUCAUUUCCACAGCAGACUAAGUGUGACUUGUGUUUGGCUUUACUGUAUUUCAGCAGAAACCGGUAUCAUCCGCCUGUUACUACAGUGUUUAGGGGACGUUCACAUAAACUGGCUGUUUGUCACAAUUCUAACUCAGAGCAUGAAUGAUGCCCUUUUAAGCAUGGAGGCAUGGAUGACAUUUGAAGUUGAAGAUUUAUAAUUAAUUUAGUAAAGGAGAUAUUCUAAAUUUAAUAAACCAGAAAUCCAGCACUAUAUCACAUAAUUUUGUUUGACAAAAUGAGAAUGAUAAAUAAUUAUUAAGUUUUUAUCUCUGUAAUGGUAAGUGUAUCAUUGUAUGCAGGUUUAUAUUUUUCCUUCAUGAUGAGGUUUUUUUGGCAUGACUGCUCAGUGUUUUCUGGAAAUGCAAUCUCACUCAGUACAUUUGUAAAUCUGAUUGUUAUGGAUGUUAAAUGUAUAUAAUUUAUUUUAUCAUAGAAGACUGGCUUUUAUAAGGGAAAUGUCACAUUUCAAUAAUCUGAUUUUAUAAAUGGACCUCAAUACAGAUGCA
Messenger RNA from Thalassophryne amazonica, 2019 nucleotides. RefSeq names its product tafazzin (gene taz). Gene Ontology annotation, cellular component: mitochondrial membrane. The record is from RefSeq and is a predicted model, not a curated record. Gene Ontology annotation, molecular function: 1-acylglycerophosphocholine O-acyltransferase activity. Gene Ontology annotation, biological process: inner mitochondrial membrane organization; cardiolipin acyl-chain remodeling. Lineage: Eukaryota; Metazoa; Chordata; Actinopteri; Batrachoidiformes; Batrachoididae.